Molecule: messenger RNA, 411 nt
Organism: Haemorhous mexicanus (house finch)
Lineage: Eukaryota; Metazoa; Chordata; Aves; Passeriformes; Fringillidae
Product: zinc finger protein 239-like
Exons: 1
Coding region: 1-411 (136 amino acids)
Biological process (GO): regulation of transcription by RNA polymerase II
Molecular function (GO): DNA-binding transcription factor activity; RNA polymerase II cis-regulatory region sequence-specific DNA binding
Source: RefSeq, a predicted model, not a curated record
AUGAGCAGCUUGAAGUGUGGGAAGAGCUUCAGGGAGAGCAACAAGCUGAUCUGCCACCAGAUGAUCCACUUUGGGGAAUGGCCCUAUGAGUGUGGCAAGCGUGGCAAGGGCUUCAGGUUCAGCUCUGUCCUCGUCAUCCACCAAUGCAUCCACUCUUGGGAGAGGCCCUACCAGUGUCCUGAGUGUCUGAAGAGGUUUCAGAGCAGCUCCCAUCUCCUCCUGCACCAGUGGAUUCACACUGAGGAAAGGCUCUUCUGCUGCCCUGACUGUGGGAAGGGCUUCAAGCACAACUGCGACCUCGUCAGACACCAGCGCAUCCACACCGGGGAGAGGCCCUACGAGUGCUCCAAGUGUGGGAAGAGCUUCACCCAGAGUUCUCACUUGAACAAACACCAAUGCCGGCACCAGUAA